AUGGCCUACGCACAUCCUUGCUUGUCUAGCAAUCUAGUCUCUAUUCUUAUUCCCCUGGAUUUAGUGAUUGACAUGAUUUGGUUUCGGCCUGAAUCAGAUGCACUUUCCCUGGAGGAGGUCGUAGAGAGCUUGGUGCCACCCCCUGUGUCGACAGCACUGACGGGAGGCGAUAUGGUGGCGGAGCAGGAGGCGGUGGAGCAGGAAUGGGCGGUGGACAGUGUCGAAGCUCAGAUCUUGGCGGCCAGGGUAGCGGCGGCCAUGGAUAGGAGAGAGAUCUCACCCCCGACGUCAAAUUUGUCAACUGGGAAGAUGAAUCCCCGUGCUCCUGAAUGGAAUAAGAGGCUGAAGAUAGUGCUGCUGCACCGAGCAGAACACCGUGCCCAAACCAUGAGCAAAGCCAAGUGCUACAAAACAUGUGCAAAUGCGCUUACGGGCCUCAAAUAUCUUGUCAGCAAAUUAAACAUCUCAAGCUGGAUGUGCUCGCGUGCAGUUGUAAGGUUCGAGAGGCAACGAGCCUUUAUUUCCUUCGGUAGCACUGUCAUCUCAUCGCUCGCCUGGUACAUGAAAUGGGAGUUUGCAUUGAUACAGGGAGUAUGA
This is a messenger RNA of Triticum urartu, 597 nucleotides long. NCBI's taxonomy places the organism in Eukaryota, Viridiplantae, Streptophyta, Magnoliopsida, Poales, Poaceae. The record is from RefSeq and is a predicted model, not a curated record.